AUGGCGGCUCCGCCAGUGGUGCUCGUCACGGGCCACAUCCGGGGCAUCUUCGGCGGGUUGCUGCAGCAGCGGCUGGCGGGGAGCGAGUGGGCCGUCCUCCUCUCGAGCGACGACCCCGCGGAGCUGGCGCGGCAGCUCUCGCGGGCGGUGGUGCUCGUCGGCGGCAUGGGGGACACGAACGCGCACCUGCGGGCCGCCGGGGAGCACCUGCGCCUGCUGCAGGUGCCCUUCGUGGGCACGGAGUGGCUGGACGAGAGGGCGGUGCCGCCGGGCGUGGCGGUGUGCAACGUGCACGACCAGGACGUGGGCAUAUCCGAGUGGGUGCUCUGCCAGAUGCUGCAGUGGAUCUGCCGCACCUCCGACGCCGACGCACUGAUCGGGACCUUUCUAGCAACGCCCGAGUUGAUGCGAGAGAGUUGCCGGGCGGCAGCGCAGCAGGGCGCGGACGCCGGCUUCAGCGCCCCCUUCUACCAGCAGCCGCCGCCGCCCAAGCGUGAGGAGCUCCGCGGCAAGACGCUGGGCAUCGUCGGCUUCGGCAGCAUCGGGCGCGCGGUCGCCGCGCGGGCCGCCGCCUUCGGCGUGCGCCUCGUGGCGACCGCGGGGCGUCGGCGGCCCGUGGAGCCGCCGCUGGAGUGGUUGGGGGCCGGCGCGGCGGACCUGCUUCAGCUCAUGCGCAAGCGCGCGGUGCUGAUCAACGUGUCCCGCGGCCCCGUCGUCGACGAGGCGGCGCUCUUCUCGGCGCUGCGGGAGGGCAGCGGCUGGACCGCCGGCCGCGAGGAGCGCUGCGCGGCGCAGAUCGUCGACAACCUGGCGCGCUGCCUGCGGGGCGAGCCCCUGUGCAACGUGGUUGGAUACCAGCUCUCGGGGGUCAGCCUGCGGUGCACCGUCGACCUGCAAGGCGUCGGUCGCGCGGUGACCGCGCGCCUGCGGCUGGGCAGCUCCGCGGUGCGGCUGCAGCUGCAGGCGGAGCGGCAGGGCGCGGGGCUGCCGUUCAGGCGCGUGCUCGUGACCGACUGCUCCUUCGACGCGCAGAUUAGCGACCUGGACUUUACUGGGCCGUCAGUCCUGGCCACGUUACUGCACGGCACGCGCUUCGGCCAGUGCUGGGUGGCAGGGUGGCAGGCAGGCCUUGCUCGAGUUGACCAGGGCCCCCGCAUCCGCAUCCGCGCGCAGCGGUCGUCCUGCGAGCCCGGCAUCCGGAAGGACCUGUCCGCCAAGUCCGCCGCCCUCGAUGUCGGCUCGGACCUCGCCCCUGUGACCAGGCCGGGCACGUCCCUUUUGCAAGCGGACUUGGAGUCGGACACCGAGCGCGUCGCCUCGAUGGUGGAGCUCUCGACGGAGGAGUGGGCGGCGCAGCACCAGGCCGACUACGAGAAGGACUUCACGAUCCAGCUGGACAUGACUCCGUACGUGCAACUUGACAAGGUGUCCAUCUCGAGACCUGUACAGCAAGUCGGACCACGACCCGCUCACCAUCUCCGGGUGGAACGAGUCGGGCCCCGUGGCGGCCUGGAACAAGGCGCACCCAGACCAGGCCGUGCAGCUCGGCGACGAGAUCGCCAGGGUGAGCACCGUCGUGUGGAACCACCGCAAUCGGGAGUUCAUCCGCCACAUCAAGUUGCAGCUCGAUAUCCGUAA
Prorocentrum cordatum is the source of this 1638-nucleotide messenger RNA. NCBI's taxonomy places the organism in Eukaryota, Dinophyceae, Prorocentrales, Prorocentraceae. The record is from the annotation of a GenBank genome assembly.